GUGCUGGAACAGACGCCAACGUGUCCAUGAUCAUUUGGGGAGAGCAUGGGGACAGCGGGACCUUGGCUCUGAAGGAGUCCCAUAAGUCCAACAAAUUUGAAAGGAACCAGCUGGAUGUCUUCUAUUUUCCUGACAUCUUCAGUCUCGGCGAUCUCUGCAAAGUGCGGAUCUGGCAUGACAACAAAGGAAUUGCACCUGGCUGGCAUCUGGAAUAUAUUGACAUUGAAGACGCUCUAGUGGACAAAAUUUUCCGUUUCCAGUGUGACUGCUGGCUUGCAAAGGACGAAGCUGAUGGACAGAUUAUACGGGAACUGGCUUGUGCAAAUAAUGACAUUUUGGAACUGAAAGAACGUACCUCUUAUGAGAUCCUCACCAUUACCAGCAAUAAGCCGGAGGCCGAGAGCAAGGAAAACGUGUGGAUCAUUUUUGAAGGCAAACGAGGGCGUUCUAAGGAGUUCCUCUUGCAGAACUCCUCCAGAAAGAGAAGAUUUUUAAGAGGAGCAGCAGAUGUGUUCCAGUUUUCUUCAAAAAACGUUGAUGAUAUUGCCGCCAUCUGUGUUGGUCACUGUCCAAAAGAUGGGAAAAGACUGAAGGCAAAAGCAGACACAUAUUGGCAUGUUCAGGAAAUUGUCAUUACAGAGAUGGAACUUGGCAACAAGUAUUUUUUCCGAUGCAAUGCAAAAAUCCCACUCCGAGCGAAGAGGGGAGACCACAAGGUGUUCGAAUGUGCCAAGGUGAUCGAAAGCUUCGCCAGCAAAGCUCGGAGCUUGGUGCCCGUCCGAUACGAAGUGAUUGUCGUGACGGGCUCCCAGAAAGGGUCUGGCACAGACGCCAAGGUCCACGUCACCCUAUUCGGAGCGAACGGCGAUUCGGGCCAGCGGCGUUUAAAGCAGAGAUUCCGCAACCCGUUUGAGCGGGGUAGCACCGACCGCUUUUACCUGGAAAUCCUGGAACUCGGAGAGCUGAAGAAAGUUCGGAUUGAGCACGACAGCACCGGGCUGUCCCCCGGGUGGCUGGUGGAGCGAGUCGAGAUCACCAACUCGGCCACGGGCAUCACCACCAACUUCCCCUGCGGGAAGUGGUUGGAUAAGAAAAAGGGGGACCGGUUAACAUGGAGGGAACUGUUUCCAAGAAGUUAACGGCCUCUUUACAAGAGCUAUCUUUCUGUCUGGCUCUCCUCUUCAAUAAACUGC
Messenger RNA from Crotalus tigris (Tiger rattlesnake), 1193 nucleotides. It is a transcript of the gene LOXHD1, whose product is annotated as lipoxygenase homology domains 1. Gene Ontology annotation, molecular function: protein binding. The transcript is spliced from 6 exons. The annotation marks the transcript as partial. The record is from RefSeq and is a predicted model, not a curated record. Lineage: Eukaryota; Metazoa; Chordata; Lepidosauria; Squamata; Viperidae.